AUGUGGGGCAAAUAUGCGGCCCAAAUAAUUCUCGCAGGGGCGCGCCUUGUAGGUAGAGCAUUUGGGCAAGCAUUGAAGGAAGAGUAUGCGACCAGUCAGCAGUAUGCAAAGGCUCGCCAAGGUCAGUCCAGUACAACGAACGACUCCAAAGCUGAUUUUAUAACGGGAAUGACGCUUGAAGAAGCCAAAAACAUACUCAAUGUCAAGGAUAUACACAAUCCUAAUAUCAUGAGCAAAAAUUUUGAGUACCUCUUUAAAGUCAAUGACAAAAAAGUCGGAGGAUCAUUAUACCUUCAAUCCAAGACUCCCAACAAAUUGGAGGGAAUAUCACCUAUAGAAGUUGUCUAA
Protopolystoma xenopodis is the source of this 348-nucleotide messenger RNA. The record is from the annotation of a GenBank genome assembly. Lineage: Eukaryota; Metazoa; Platyhelminthes; Monogenea; Polystomatidea; Polystomatidae.